Oxyura jamaicensis (ruddy duck) is the source of this 4804-nucleotide messenger RNA. RefSeq names its product zinc finger and BTB domain containing 5 (gene ZBTB5). The transcript has a single exon. Gene Ontology annotation, biological process: regulation of transcription by RNA polymerase II. The record is from RefSeq and is a predicted model, not a curated record. Gene Ontology annotation, molecular function: protein binding; DNA-binding transcription factor activity, RNA polymerase II-specific; RNA polymerase II cis-regulatory region sequence-specific DNA binding. The coding region runs from base 192 to 2216 and encodes 674 amino acids. NCBI's taxonomy places the organism in Eukaryota, Metazoa, Chordata, Aves, Anseriformes, Anatidae. Gene Ontology annotation, cellular component: nucleus.
CCUCUUGUGCUCUUUGCAAGUUUGCUAGUUCUGAUACAGUAAGAGUGCAGCAGGGGUGAGUUAAGAUCUAGUUAUUGUUCAUCUGUAUUUUAGCCAUCAUCCUUCCUUUUUAAACCCAGUCUGACUGUGGUCUAAGUAGAACCUAAUCCAUUUCUAAUAUUAUAGUUUCUUCUGCUUUGUUUUAUAGGAUCAUGGAUUUUCCAGGACACUUUGAGCAAAUCUUUCAGCAGCUCAAUUACCAGAGGCUUCAUGGCCAACUUUGCGACUGCGUCAUUGUAGUGGGAAACAGGCAUUUCAAAGCCCAUCGCUCUGUUUUGGCAGCGUGUAGCACGCAUUUCCGAGCUCUCUUUACUGUAGCAGAAGGAGAUCAGACCAUGAAUAUGAUUCAGCUGGAUAGCGAAGUGGUGACAGCAGAAGCUUUUGCUGCUCUCAUAGACAUGAUGUACACUUCCACACUAAUGCUUGGAGAGAGCAAUGUUAUGGAUGUCUUACUGGCUGCAUCUCACUUACAUUUGAACUCUGUUGUUAAAGCAUGCAAACACUACCUUACUACGAGGACACUGCCAAUGUCUCCACCGACUGACAGAGUUCAAGAGCAAAAUGCGCGCAUGCAGAGGUCUUUCAUGCUUCAGCAGCUUGGGCUAAGUAUUGUGAGCUCUGCCUUAAAUUCCAGUCAGAGCUCAGAGGAGCAACCAAACACAAUGAGCUCCACGAUGAGAAGUAACAUGGAACAGCGCACUACAUUUCCGAUUCGCCGUCUCCACAAGCGCAAACAGUCUUCAGAAGAUCGGGCCAGGCAGCGAAUGAGGCCUGCCAUAGAUGAGUCUGCUUCCGAUGUGACUCCAGAGAGCGGGCAGUCAGUAGUUCAUUCACGGGAGGAUUUCUUUUCAGCAGAUUCACUGAAGAUGGUGGACAACUCAAAGGCUGAUGCCAUCGCUGAUAACCAGGAGGAUAGUACUAUUAUGUUUGAUCAGUCUUUCAGUGCUCAGGAAGAUACUCAAGUGCCCAGCCAGUCUGACAACAGUGGAGGAAACAUUCCACAGAUGUCCAUGGCAUCCCAGGCAACGCAAGUGGAAACCAGCUUCGACCAGGAGGCUGCAUCUGAGAAGAACAACUUCCCAUGUGACAAUCCAGAGGUCAGUUUAAACGAAAAGGAGCACAUGAGGGUGGUGGUUAAAUCUGAGCCCUUGAGCUCCCCGGAGCCUCAGGAUGAGGUGAGUGAUGUCACGUCCCAAGCAGAAGGCAGUGAGUCUGUUGAAGUGGAAGGAGGAGUUGUCAGCGCAGAGAAGAUAGAGCUGAGUCCUGAGAGCAGUGAUCGUAGCUUUUCUGAUCCGCAGUCCAGUACCGAUAGGGUGGGAGAUAUCCAUAUUAUGGAGGUGUCAAAUAACCUGGAACACAAGUCAUCUUUCAGUAUCUCAAAUUUUCUGAAUAAAAGCAGAGCUGGCAGCUAUGGUGCUAGUCAAAAUAAUGAUGACAACAUUCCAAAUACAACAAGUGACUGCAGAAUGGACAGCGAUGCCUCUUACCUGAUGAGUCCGGAAUCGGGGCCUGCUAGUGGUCACUCAUCUGCCACGGUCUCUCAUGUUGAGAACCCUUUCAGUGAGCCUGCAGACUCUCACUUUGUUAGACCAAUGCAGGACGUGAUGGGUCUUCCCUGUGUGCAGACUUCGGGGUACCGGGCUGCAGAACAGUUUGGCAUGGACUUUCCACGGUCGGGCUUGGGCCUCCAUUCCCUCUCAAGAGCAAUGAUAGGCUCUGUCCGAGGGGGAGCCAGCAGCUUUCCUGGCUACCGCCGCAUAGCCCCCAAAAUGCCUGUUGUGACCUCUGUCAGGAGCUCCCAGCUGCAGGAUAACUCAUCCGGUUCCCAGCUGAUCAUGAAUGGGACCACUUCUUUCGAUAAUGGGCACCCUUCACAACCCGGCCCACCACAGCUGACGAGGGCAUCCGCGGAUGUUCUUUCAAAAUGUAAGAAAGCCUUAUCCGAGCACAACGUCUUGGUUGUAGAAGGUGCACGCAAAUACGCAUGCAAGAUCUGCUGCAAGACUUUUUUGACCUUAACGGACUGUAAGAAACACAUCCGUGUGCACACAGGAGAAAAGCCUUACGCCUGUCUGAAGUGUGGCAAACGAUUCAGCCAGUCCAGCCACUUGUACAAACAUUCCAAAACAACCUGCCUGAGGUGGCAGAGCAGCAACCUACCUAGCACUUUGCUUUAACCGUUUCCACCCCCCAGCCUGAAUGAGAGUGCCAGUACAAACUCGUAACUCUCUGAAGCACUGCAGGAACAUUAACACUAUUUUGCUCAAGCUAAGAAGCUGCUCUCAUAGAUCCGUGAACACUUGUGUGUGGUUGUGCCUCACACAAACGUCUUGGUUCUGUAAAUUGGGGAUAAUACCAUACCUACCUCACAGGGGUGUGGUGAGGCUUAAACAACUCUUAGUGAAGGACUUAGUGGUCCUCAGAAGUCAGCGCUACACAGUCUGUCGAUGUGUGAAACAUUACUGUUAUGUACAUGCAAGCCUGGAGCUCAUGGGGAUACAGCCCUUAAAACUAAGUUCCUUUGCGUGGCAGAGGGGUCAGGAUGGAGUGAGAGUAAUCUCAUGAAGUGACACAUUUCAAGAAUGAGAAACUGAAGUGCAAAUUUCCUUUUGUUUUCCGAAGUAUUUUGUAAAAGUGAAAACAAAUAAAUAACCUGCAAAAAUCAAGUUGUUGCAUUAUGUGUGAGCAGUAAUGCAAAGAGCUGUUUAUUGCAGAUUGCGUCUCUUUAGAAGAAAAACAACUUUGGAUGCACCUGUCUGACAUAAAAUGCUUUAAAAUAUGCUAAUUAUAAAAUAGUUUUAGGGUUCUGAAUGUAUGUUUGCCUGUUUUGUAGUAAAGAACACUGUGUAAUGAAGGUGCUUAAAUUAAAUCCAAGACAAGUAACUUUUGGACUACCACUUGUAUAUAUACUUGGAAUACAGCAAGAUCUGGAUGUUUCACUGAUUUUUUUUUUUUUUUUUUCUGUAGAAGAAACUUGUAUUAAGUGAUAAGUGAAGUACUGUUUCUUGUUUGUGCUAUUCUUAGCAGUAUCUUAACCAAUUUGUAUUUCCUAUCUUAAAAUUCCAUAUACACAAAAGUCUGAAAAGAGCUUGUCUUUGUCCGUUUUGUUAUUUUGAAUGAGACAGAAAAUUUGUGAUGGCAUUUUUCUUGUGUUUAAGAUAGUCUCUUGCUGUUCCCAGACAUGCCGACAGUCAGUCUGAUCCACUUUACUGCAUAAGCAUGUUUGUUCUUUUCUGGUACUCUUCAGGCUUUAAUUUUCUCCUCUGUACACUUAUUUUCCCUUGCAAUUAUGGAUUGUUUCUUACAUCAGAGGAGUCAGGAAUGAUCCUUGUUUGCCAUAUUUAUUUACAUUUCUGUGUAAAGUGUAGUAGACAAAUCCAGUCCUUUUGUUUAAAGUAGUGUCAUAAAUGUACCUUUCUACAUAAAGUUAAAAAAAAAAUAGCAUAAAUUUAAUUAAAAAAAACAGCACUGCACACUUUGUAAAGCAGAAAUUCAGUGAUCCUUGUUCUUUGAGAGAACAGUAUACAUCUUGUUUAAUUUCCUCCUCUUCGAUACCAUUGUAACUAAUAGUAUUUGCAGUGUCUUUUAUUUUCCUUGUUUAAGAUGCACGUGAACUACCAGCUUUCAGAACUUUCAGAAUGCUGGGUUUCUGCAUUUUGGAGCACUUCUGCUGAUAAAUGUUGUUCUACCAUAUCGAAGCUGGGUCAGGGCUUCAGCACAUCCACACUACUCUGGAGAGACAGAUGAUUGAUGUUUCCUGGCAUUUAAGUCACAGAGCAACUGUUUUCUGUUAAUACAGAAACAAUUUGCAGACUUUUUUUUUUUUUUGAUUCCAUGUAGCCAAGAUAACCUGUGCGAUGAUACUCAGCAGUUUUAAGGAGUUUGUGUUCCUAGUAGUUAAACAUCUUGGUCCUGUGUUUUGCUGAACAGAAAAUAAAAUCCUAAUACACAGUCCCAUAGGUCAUUUAUCGGGAUGAACUGUGAACACUGCUGAAGAUUACGAACCAAACAUUCAUUGUCAGACCAAAGGAAACAUAAAAAGCUUUCUGUACCUGGCUGUAUGUGAAACAGUAGUCAGCUAAUGAAGAAAUGUCUAGUUACACCUCUCCGUGCUGAACAAUUGCCAAGUGUCUGUCAAUGUGUCACUUGCACCUUGAGCAUCCAAGGUAAACAGGAACAUGGAAACAUGAGUGAUUGGAUUGAUUCCUUUAAAAAGUUUAAGAGUUCUUUAUUUAAUGGUCAUAUUUGUAGCUCUUGAUUUUUAAAGAAUUAAAACAAUGUGACAUUUUUAAAAAGCUUUAGGAUAUGCCACUUUUUUUUUUUUUUUUUUUGAUAACCAUUUUGAUACUGGGGGACUGAAGGCAUUGAGGGAUACUCAAUAAUCUCACUAAAACAUGAAUAAAAUACAAUAUUUUGUACUUCAAUAUAUUCUUGUUGGUGUCUUGCCUUAUUGGUAGCAUUCUGGCUGAUUGUUUCAUCUUUCUUGCAUUUCUACCAUUCUGUUAAAAACUAGAUUUUUUUUUAAUAUACAUUUUCUACAAUGCAUCUGAAAUCCUACAGCAUGUAGGAAUAAAGCAGCUGUGUGAUACAGAGAUUAAUUAAAAGCUGAUGUGAUCAGGUAAACGUAUUAAACUGUACUUUUUUUUAAUCUGUUCUUUUAUAAUAAAUUUUCAUGUUGUUGUGAAAUACCAGACCUUGUGUGGGAAGACUCCUCUCCUUUCUUAAAGAAAAAAAAAAGUUAAACUUGCAGCAUCCUUGUAAGUAG